This is a messenger RNA of Aspergillus ruber CBS 135680, 912 nucleotides long. RefSeq names its product AMP-binding enzyme domain protein. The transcript is spliced from 2 exons. The coding region runs from base 334 to 795 and encodes 153 amino acids. Gene Ontology annotation, molecular function: CoA-ligase activity. Gene Ontology annotation, biological process: secondary metabolic process. The record is from RefSeq and is a predicted model, not a curated record. NCBI's taxonomy places the organism in Eukaryota, Fungi, Ascomycota, Eurotiomycetes, Eurotiales, Aspergillaceae.
CGGGCGACGUUUAUAUCCCUGGAGUUGAGUGCUAUAUCCCGUCUGACAUGGGAUAAACUGCGCGGCGCGGGGGUGGAUGCCAGCAGCGUCAAGUGGCUUCUCACGGCUGGCGCGCCGAUGCACGAGAACCUGCGACAAAAAUAUCGGAGCAGUUCAAUGGCGUGCAUCUGGACCUGGAGUAGGGUAUGUCGGAGACGAUGUUGAUUUCUGUGCAACGCGACAAGGUAUUGCGAUGUAGCGGAUUCAGCGAUACCCUGGUAAACCGCAUGCAGGCCAAAGUCAUCAGACUGGAGACCGGGCGAGAGCUGGGAUCCGGAGAGUCCGGGGAGAUUCAUGUGCGCAAUCAGCUGUCGUUUCCGGGGUUACCAGGACAACAAGAAGACCAAUCAAGACUUUUAUGCGGAAGGUUGGUGCCACACGGGCGAAUACGGCUACCUGGACAAGGACUGUAGCGUCUUCAUUGUCGACCGCAUCAAAGAGCUCCUCAAGGUAGGCGAGGGGUAUGGCACACACAUCUCGGCCGCGGAACUAGAAGCGGUGGUUUUUGAGCAUCCAGCUGUGGCCAGCGUCGUGGUUGUGGGUAUCCACAAUGAGCUCAUGCAAUUGGAUGAUCCCUGCACCAAAUUGACGGAACUGAGGAGAUUGACUGGCGGAGUCCGGUGUCUGUCGCGUUUUCCUACUACAGGAUUCAAAAUCAAUCGCAAAGUACUCAAGCAAAUGGGCUAUACCACAUCUGUCGACACGGUAAAUGGAAUGGCUCUUGCGGCGAUGCAACCUCAUGUGCGAUUUGUUUGAUGCUGACUUCGAUGAUGUUAAAAAUUGUAUACAAAUUAUGAAUAUGGUCUGUGUUGAGCCUUGUGAUUCUGCAGAAGGUCAGCUGUAUUUGAAUCACUCGGGGUGAAGUGAUUCCCA